AUGUUCCACACUCGGGAUCUCUUCGGAGCUGCCUCGACAUUGCUCCUGCUCAUUAUCCUGCUCCUGCUUGACAAGGGGUUGUGUCUAAUCCCGGAGCAAUGUGCUCACAAUGUGACCAAACCGUUCUCUGUGUGUUGUCCUGUUAGUCCCCACAAUCAUCUGGUUUGCGGUGGACCGAAACGUGGAUACUGUGAGAAGAUCGCGGUCCCCAAGGACUAUGUUCCGCAUGUCUUUCAUAUGGACGAUCGUCUCAGUUGGCCGUUGCGAUUUUUCAGCCACGCCUGUCAGUGUAAGGGUAACUUUUUUGGUACAGCUUGCGAGAAAUGCUGGUACGGUUGGACUGGUCCGAAUUGUGAUAAGCGCGUGAAGCGGAUCCGGCGUGAUAUCCAUUCCCUUUCGGAUCAUGAACUUUAUGUGCUGAAAGAUGUUCUCUACCGUAGUCAGACGUGGCCUUCCGGCUACGUGGUCUUGGACGAGUCGGACAACUAUCAUUCGGAUCCGCUUUACAAGCCCCGUUUCAUUCCUGCUAGCGUGCAAUACUUUAUCACAUUUAAUCACCGAUACGGCAGUCGAGCUACUCUGUACAAGAACAAACAAGAUUGUGAAAUGUACGGGAUUUUGAACUACAAUCACGAUGGUGUCGUAUUUCCCACCUGGCAUCGAUAUUUGCAGUUAAUCUGGGAAGGAUUGUUGGCUGAGAUUGCGUGGAAGGUUCACCGAGUGGAAAAUUUCGCUGCACCUUAUUGGGACAUGAUUGGAUUACUCAAUUGUGAUAUUUGCACAAAUACGUACUUUGGUGCUCCCGGACGCGAGGAUAAGGAUGGUUUACAUAUUUCCCGACGGUCAAUCUUUUCCAACUUUACGGAAUUCUGUGCCGAACCGAGAGGAGAUGCCAAAUGUUACGGUUGUCAACGUUCGGGACGCAAAACGACUAUCACACGAAAGUUCACAACCCUCAAGUUUCCAGAUCAACGCGAUUUGGACUACGUUUUGAGCCUGAAAAAGUAA
Echinostoma caproni is the source of this 1008-nucleotide messenger RNA. NCBI's taxonomy places the organism in Eukaryota, Metazoa, Platyhelminthes, Trematoda, Plagiorchiida, Echinostomatidae. The record is from the annotation of a GenBank genome assembly.